GCGCAGACACAAGUGAGUACUCCCAUUCAUCCAUCCAUUCAUCCAUCCAUUCAUCCUUUCAUCCCGGCUGAGGAGGAUGUCAAACUCGGACAGGCUGGUGCUGGCGCUGGGAGGAGCGGGGACAGUUGGCUCCGGGAUUGUCAAAGCUCUGCUGGACAAAGGGUUUAAAGUGGCAGUCAUCUCCAGAGACAACGGCCGACUGGACAGACUGAGGACGUUCAUCUCCCCAAACACUAAAGACAACCUCUUCACUAUAGUGGGGAAUGUGGGGUCAGAGGACGGAGCGGAGCAGGCCAAGAAGGAGCUGCUGGAGUCAGUGGGGAAGGUGACGGACGUGGUUUCAUCUCUGGGCUUCAGCUGGUGGCAGGGAGGACCUCCACACAGCCAGACCCUCAAAGACCUGCACUGGGUGAUUGACACGUUACUUUACAGCACGUUUGUGUCGUGGAAGGCUUUUUUCCCUCUGGUGCGCGACGACUCCAGCUGCACGUACACCUUCAUCACAGGAGGAGCAGAAAAGCUGCUGAUGCCUGGAACAGGUUUCCUCACAGUGGGAGCAGCCAGUGCUCUGUCCUUCUGUCAGAUCCUGAGAGAAGAAUAUCCUGAACUGCCCUGUAAACUCAACCAGGUGAAGAUCAACGCAGGUGUGGCUGCUCCCGAUCGCAUGGCGCCUGGUUACCUGGACCACCUGGACCUGGGCGUGGCCGUCGCCAGCCUCGUGGAAAAGCCAAACUCCUCCCACUCCGUCUUCACCGUCAGCUGUCCCGCAGACUUAAAGACCGUGCUGCUGGACAGAAAACUGUAGACGUGGAAACUCGUCGUCCACCGACGCGACGCUGACGUCCCAGCAACACAUUUAUGCUUCUCACUGAUGAUGAAAUGUUUACGUGGUUGUUUCCUCUUUAACUUUAAUCUGUGUAUAUAUACUGUAUGUAUAUAUACAGAUAUAUGUAUGUAUGUAUGUACAUGUAUAUAUAGAACACCUGCUCAUUGCUUCUACAUAAAUAUCUUCUUUCUCUGGACGUCAUGAAACCUAAUUUCUCUGGAUUUGCUGAUUAAACCUGAAACUAAACUAAA
Solea senegalensis (Senegalese sole) is the source of this 1077-nucleotide messenger RNA. RefSeq lists its product as uncharacterized. The transcript is spliced from 6 exons. The record is from RefSeq and is a predicted model, not a curated record. Gene Ontology annotation, molecular function: 2,4-dienoyl-CoA reductase (NADPH) activity. Gene Ontology annotation, biological process: fatty acid beta-oxidation. Bases 77 to 805 code for a protein of 242 amino acids. Gene Ontology annotation, cellular component: mitochondrion. NCBI's taxonomy places the organism in Eukaryota, Metazoa, Chordata, Actinopteri, Pleuronectiformes, Soleidae.